This is a messenger RNA of Myotis lucifugus (little brown bat), 2071 nucleotides long. It is a transcript of the gene DCK, whose product is annotated as deoxycytidine kinase. Gene Ontology annotation, molecular function: ATP binding; deoxycytidine kinase activity. The transcript is spliced from 8 exons. The coding region runs from base 557 to 1273 and encodes 238 amino acids. Gene Ontology annotation, cellular component: mitochondrion; cytoplasm. The record is from RefSeq and is a predicted model, not a curated record. Gene Ontology annotation, biological process: nucleobase-containing compound metabolic process. Lineage: Eukaryota; Metazoa; Chordata; Mammalia; Chiroptera; Vespertilionidae.
UCUCCUUGCCGGUAGCGCCCAGCGGCCCCGGCCUUGGGGGGCGGGCGGGCGAACGCGGAGGGGCCCGAGCUUACCUUCCGAGCGGCGGCGGGGAGAGGCGUGGCCUCCCCUCUGGGCGGGCGUCCGCCUCCGCGCGCCAAAAUCAAAUCGGAGACCCGCCGGCGCGAGAUCCUGUGACUAGCCGGAGUCCAGCCUGCAGGGCGGCGGAAGCGCGAGCACCUGUGUCCACUUCCCAGCCACCAGCCCGACGCGCUCGGCCGCCCCCUGUCGAGGCAUGGCCACCCCACCCAAGAGGAGCUGCCCCUCUCCCGCGACCAGCUCGGAGGGAACCCGCAUCAAGAAAAUUUCCAUCGAAGGGAACAUCGCAGUCGGACUUUUAAAAAGCAAGGCAAGCAGAUGUUUUAGCAGCAUUCCAAGAAAUAGAAAAAAAGCUGGACAUACCCUCAAACAGGACAUUUUGUUUCAUUGCUCUCAUAUUAAGGCACCAGUGGAAAAGAUCCAUAUACAGUUGGACCAUUGAACAACAUGCAUUUGAACUGUGCAGGUGAAGUUAUACAUGGAUUUCCCCUCCAAUAAAUACGCUGCAGGGAAGUCAACAUUUGUGAAUAUCCUUAAACAAGUCUGCCAGGAUUGUGAAGUGGUUCCUGAACCUAUUGCCAGAUGGUGCAAUGUUCAAAGUACUCAAGAUGAAUUUCAGGAACUGACUACAUCUCAGAAAAGUGGUGGGAAUGUUCUUCAGAUGAUGUAUGAGAAACCUGAGCGAUGGUCUUUUACCUUCCAGGCAUAUGCCUGCCUCAGUCGCAUACGAGCUCAGCUUGCCUCUCUCAACGGCAAGAUCAAAGAUGCAGAGAAACCUGUAUUAUUUUUUGAACGAUCUGUGUAUAGUGACAGGUAUAUUUUUGCAUCUAAUUUGUAUGAAUCUGAAUGUAUGAAUGAAACAGAGUGGACAAUUUAUCAGGACUGGCAUGACUGGAUGAAUAACCAAUUUGGCCAAAGCCUUGAACUGGAUGGAAUCAUUUAUCUUCGAGCUAGUCCAGAGAAAUGCUUGAGUAGAAUAUAUUUACGGGGAAGAAAUGAAGAACAAGGCAUUCCUCUUGAAUAUUUAGAGAAGCUUCACUACAAGCAUGAAAGCUGGCUCCUGCACAGAACACUGAAAACCAACUUUGAUUAUCUACAAGAAGUGCCUGUCUUAAUAUUGGAUGUUAAUGAAGACUUUAAAGACAAACACGACAGUCUGGUUGAAAAGGUCAAAGAAUUUUUGAGCACUUUGUGAUCUUGCUGAAGACUUCAGGGAGAAAAAUGAUUCCAGACACUUCAGCUUUGUGUAUCUUUGUAGCUUUGUAUUUAUACAAGUCUCUUUAGAAAACCCAAGUGUUUAACCAUUUUUGUUCCAAGAAAAAAUGAUUUUUUAUGAGUCCUAUAUGAAAGUUUAUGACCAGCUUCUUCCCUCCCUCCUUCCCUCCCUCCCUCCCUCCCUCCCUCCUUCCCUCCCUUCCUUCCUUCUUCCUUCCUUCCUUUGUAUAAAAACCAGACAUUUAAUUAUCUCUCAUGGCAAGAAGUCUGGAGGUAGAUGGUUCCAGAAUCACUAUAGUGGCUAAAGGUCCUAUAUCACAAAGGACCCACGCUUCUCUGUCUUUCCCCUGUUAUCCUCCUCAGCAGGUUGGCUUUUUUCCUGGUGCUUCUCAUCUCAUUGUUGACUAGUUUUUUAACUGGAUUUCUUAACUGGAAACUUUGUUUCAUAGAAAAUGGUAAUGUGUCUGGUGUAAAUUAGCACAAAAAGUUGAAAAGUGGAAUUUAAGGAAUCUCUAGAAAAAGAAUUGUUUUAUUUUAAGUACUUUGAUCCAUUGCCUUCCCUUCUAUCUCAAUUUAUGUGGAAGAUAAGAUCAGAUGUAAUAUUUAAUCCAUUGAUAUUUAUUAGUGUGUCUAUAAUAUUUUCAUAGAGGAGCAAGUUAGACUAUGUUCCCAGUUUGUAAUGGCAUACAUCUGUACUAUGGGUGAGACUUCAUCUUUUUGCAUGGGGUUUUGGAUGAUUAAAGAGGAAAUGUUUCUUAAAAUACAACUUAUAAGCGCC